This is a messenger RNA of Pistacia vera, 1674 nucleotides long. Its product is annotated as serine/threonine-protein kinase AFC2-like. Gene Ontology annotation, cellular component: nucleus. Gene Ontology annotation, biological process: protein phosphorylation. NCBI's taxonomy places the organism in Eukaryota, Viridiplantae, Streptophyta, Magnoliopsida, Sapindales, Anacardiaceae. The record is from RefSeq and is a predicted model, not a curated record. Gene Ontology annotation, molecular function: ATP binding; protein kinase activity.
UUGGGGAAAAUUGAAAAAAAAAAAAAAGAGAGAGAGAGAGAGAGAGAGAGAGAAACCUAUCGAUCCCGUCGCAUAUCGAUGAAUCAAUAAAUCAAUCUAGGGUUAGGGUUUUGUAGCAGAUGGAGAUGGACUACGUUACUGAGUUUCCUCACACUCACAUGGAUCGUCCCCAGGAAGAACCUCUUGCUUGGGAACUCCCUCAAGCUCUUGCAAAGGCUCAGUCAGGGAUAUAUUGUGGACAAGAUGUUGGGAGUGUGACCAGCUAUGGACCUUCAAGGGUACCCUUAGACCAUGCUAGUCUGUUUGUAAAGGGAUUAGCUCAAAAUGGCUCUCCCCGAAGGCGAAAUGAAGGAAAAGAUGGGCAUUACAUAUUUGCGCUCGGAGAAAAUUUAUCUUCUCGCUAUAAGAUACUCAGAAAACUUGGCGAAGGAACCUUUGGUCAGGUUUUGGAUUGCUUGGAUAGGGAAACAGGAGAGACGGUGGCCAUAAAAGUUGUGCGUAGUAUUAAGAAAUACCGUGAUGCAGCAAUGACAGAGAUUGAUGUGCUACAGUUACUCAAGAAGAAUGACAAAAGUGGCCGUCGUUGUGUUCAAAUACGGAGCUGGUUUGACUAUCGUAACCAUAUAUGUAUAGUCUUUGAGAUGCUUGGACCAAGCCUAUACGAUUUUCUUCGAAAAAAUAAUUAUCGCCCCUUUCCUGUUGAUCUAGUCCACGAGAUUGGCAGACAAUUGUUGGAAUGUGUAGCAUUCAUGCAUGACUUGCGCCUCAUCCAUACAGACUUGAAACCUGAGAACAUACUUUUUGUUUCUCCAGAAUACAUAAAAAUACCUGACUACAAGCUUACGUCUCGGUCAAUAACAGAGGGAACCUAUUACAAGAGGUUGCCAAAGUCAGGUGCUAUUAAGGUUAUUGAUUUUGGCAGCACAGCAUAUGAGCAUCAAGAUCACAAUUAUAUUGUCUCUACCAGGCACUACCGUGCACCCGAGGUUAUUCUUGGACUUGGAUGGAGUUAUCCAUGUGACAUAUGGAGUGUUGGUUGUAUCUUGGUGGAAUUGUGCUCGGGAGAAGCUUUGUUUCAGACACAUGAAAACUUAGAGCACUUGGCCAUGAUGGAAAGGGUUUUAGGCCCAUUACCCCAGCACAUGUUAAAAAGAGUUGGCAAACAUGCUGAGAAGUAUGUGAGAAGAGGUAGAUUGGACUGGCCAGAGGGGGCAACAUCUCGGGAAAGCAUUAAAGCUGUCCUAAAGUUACCUCGUCUCCAGAACAUAGUAAUGCAGCAUGUAGAUCACUCAGCUGGAUACCUAAUAGAUCUCUUGCAAGGGCUUCUUAGGUAUGAUCCUUCCAACAGACUAACUGCUCGUGAAGCCCUCAAGCACCCUUUCCUUACAGGAGAUUAUUACCGGAGAUUUUAAGUAAAUUUUGUUUGUCAUUUUCUCAUCAUUCUGGCGCUGCUUAAUGAUUUCUAAAGUGAGAUGUGGGUGUGGGUUUAUGAAGAAUCUGAACUAGUGUCGAUCCUUAGUGAAGGCUUAUAGGGCGGCCAGGUUCCUGGUCUUCAAGAAAUGUUUUGUUGUUCAUCUUUUGUAAAUAAUAAAAUUGUCAGGAUAAGCUUUCUCCUUGUCCAGUUUUUGUGCUAUGAUAAGUGUUGUACCGCUUUUCCCAUUUUUGUGUCAAAAA